AUGGCCGCUCCUGCGCCCUCCGCCCCUGGUCCUCACGAGGACCAAGGGGUUAUGAGCCCAACUGGUGCUCGGCGUGCCAUUGAUUCGAGAUUGGAAGGUGAGACUGCUGGUCCGCGCUACGAUCGUCAUCCUGCUGGAAAUGCGAUGCCCAAUGGGGUACUUUCGGCUGAUGUUGUAAGGCGUGAGGAUAUGGUGCAGGCCUCACCUGGUGCAGCGAGUUUGGAAAGCGCUCCAUGGCCACCAGCUAUGACUUCAAGGACAGAAGAUGUGGGACCGCCUGGUACAUUUUCCUGUGAUUCCGGGCUUCGCCAAGAAACGUCUUCCGUGUCUGCUGGGAAUGUGGGGCCAACGAUUCCGCACUUGGUCGCGCGGGCGAGUACGGAUAAUCACCCGGGAGGCUCCCAGGGUGGGACUGCCUUGCCAGUCCCGUCCUGGAUGAGUCGUCUCGGGGAUUAUCUUCGCCAAGCUUCCGGACAGGUUGAGACGCUGACAACGACGCUCACGAGGAGUGUGGGAACAGACGAUGCUUCAUCGGCGUCCAUUCCGGUGGAGUUGGUGCAGGAGGAGGUGAGAAGACAAGUGGAAGCGGCCUUGGCAGGACAGAAGGGAAGGAUCGUGGUGUACCUCAUGGAGAUCGGGCCUACUCAGCAUCGCAAGUGCUUCAUGAGGAUCGUGGUGUACCUCAUGGAGAUCGGGCCUACUCAGCAUCGCAAGUGCUUCAUGAGGAUCGUGGUGUACCUCAUGGAGAUCGGGCCUCUUUCGCAACUCAAGUGCUUCAUGAGGAUCGUGGCGUACCUCAUGGAGAUCGGGCCUCUUUCGCAACUCAAGUGCUUCAUGAGGAUCGUGGCGUACCUCAUGGAGAUCGGGCCUCUUUCGCAACUCAAGUGCUUCAUGAGGAUCGUGGCGUACCUCAUGGAGAUCGGGCCUCUUUCGCAACUCAAGUGCUUCAUGAGGAUCGUGGCGUACCUCAUGGAGAUCGGGCCUCUUUCGCAACACAUGCACUUCGUGAGGAUCGUGGUGUACCUCAUGGAGAUCGGGCCUCCUCAGCAUCUCAUGCACUUCGUGAGGAUCGUGGUGUACCUCAUGGAGAUCGGGCCUACCCAGCAUCUCAUGCACUUCGUGAGGAUCGUGGUGUACCUCAUGGAGAUCGGGCCUCUUUCGCUCAUGCACCUCGUGAGGAUCGUGGUGUACCUCAUGGAGAUCGGGCCUACCCAGCAUCUCAUGCACUUCCUGAGGAUCGUGGUGUACCUCAUGGUCGUCAACCAGUUCCGUCGAUGUCUCGGGCCCAUGAUGGUCCUCGUGCACAGAGGGGCGAAGCUGGUGCCAGGUCAAGAAGUGCAGGAGGACAUGGCGAGCUUGGGAACAGGCCAAGGAAUGUGUAUGCUCGUGGUUAUGGUGCCAAGCGAUCUGCCUCAGCGAGUCCGUCGCCAAGUGGUGGUAGAGGAGUUGUGGGUGAGAGGAAGCGAGCAACAACCAGGCGAUGUGGCGCCUGCAGCUCCGUCAAGCCCUUCUCCGAUGGACAUUGUGCUUACAGGUAUCGGGCAGCUGCAACAGAUGUUGCUGAAGAAGGGAGACGGGUUGGAUGUGGAUAAGGCGUCGCCGAAUUUUCCGAUGUUGCCUGACUACACUCCGGAAUCUGGUGCCAUAGACUUCCAGGACUGGCUGUAUCUUGUGGAGCAACAAGUGUCUGCUAUGGCGGCAAGCGCUGGCGAGUGGUGGAAACAAGUCAUGGGUUCGGCCUUGGAAGCAUACCAGGAGUAUCAGGCGCUUUCGCCGAUCAAGCGGCUUGGGGUGAAAGCAAGGCUAUCAGAGGAGCUUCAGGACGGCAAGUACCAGAAGCUUGCGAAAAAGGUGGCAGCCUUACUUCUAGCAGCGCUUCCGACAGGUGUCCGAGAUGAGCUAGUGGCCUAUCGUGUGCAGGGGACUCAUCAGAUACUGUUCAGGCUGAUGGCUGUGUACCAGCCUGGGGGCGCUCAGGACCGGGCACAACUUCUGAAACAGUUGGAGGUGAGUGAAUCUCCAGGAACAGCGACGGAUGCAGUGGUUGCAUUACGGAGAUGGUAUCGCCUGUACCAGCGAGCUUUGGAUCUUGGUGUUUCCUUGCCAGAUGAGUCCGUCCAGGUGAAGUCUUUGGGGGUCUUAACGAAGAAGGUGGCGGAGACAAAUCAAGACUUUCGCUUUAAGGUGUCCUUGGCGAAGGCGGAGCUUCAGAUUGACACCAGACCCACCUCGGAGAAUGUGUUGAAGUACUUCCAACAUCUCCUUGCAGAAUGUGAGCAGCUUGGGGCUACUGGGAGAAAGGCUACACCGUCACAGGCAUCGGAGGCUCCCGGACCCAAACUGAAGGGCAUGCAGCAACAGCCCUCAGAUGCCGGAAAUACCACUCAGAGGCCAAAGGCCAAGGCCUCUCCACCGCCUACGAAUCCGACAAAGCCGUGUUCAUGGUUCACUACUGAUGAUGGUUGCAGAAAUGGAAAGAACUGCAGUUUCAGGCAUUCGUGGGAGGGUCUUCAGCGAGCCGAACGGUGCCUCCUUUGUGGUUCGACGAAGCACAGGGCAAGGGAUUGUCCUACGAAGAAGGUGAGUCCUACUGACAAACCGGCCCCAAAGCCGAGGUUGGCCAAACAGCAGGCUGCAGCAGCUACUCCUACAACAGGGGCAGCUUCCUCGGAAGGUCCUUCGCUUUCGUCAGGUCCGUCGGUGCCGGCUGGAGAUGCUACUCGUGAGCAGCCUUCAAGCCUUACUCCUUCAACCUCAAACAAGAUCGACACGGAGCAGGUGGCGGCGAUGUUGUCCGAAACAAACAAGAUGCUGAAGGCCUUGACUUCCACUCAGGCUCAGGGCUCUGGCACAGGUUCGGCUUCUUCGGCGCCCUCGGAUCCUUUGGGGGUUAUACAGAGACAGUUGGAGGAUUUGCGGCGACUGCGAAUGCUGGUGGUGCUUUCCGGAGAGGGUUGGCAAUGA
Molecule: messenger RNA, 2964 nt
Organism: Symbiodinium natans
Lineage: Eukaryota; Dinophyceae; Suessiales; Symbiodiniaceae
Source: the annotation of a GenBank genome assembly